AAGAGAACAGGAAAGGUUGGUAAUAGUGACUGACUGUUAUCCAAUCCUUCCUGUUCAUUGCGUGUGUGUCUGAGAGAGAGACAGAGAGAGAGAAGAGAGAAUGGGAGUCUCCCUUCUCUCAGUUCCAGCACCUCAUCAGAGCUUACUCAACAGAAGCACAUGGUUGCAUGGCUCAACAACUCCCAUUAGAUACCCAUCUAAACUCACCGUCAUCCCUCACUCUUCUUCUUCUUCAACUUCUGUUGUAGAAGAAAGCCCUCCUCCUCCACCUGAUGCACUUCCUGUCCAGCCAGAAGCUGCCACCGAUGACACUGACAAGCUCCCUCUGAGGGGUUGUCAGGCCUGUGGGAGAGAGGAAAUGGAGAGGGGAUGCAAUGGUGAAGGUAGGAUUCAAGGUGGUAUUGCAACAGUUCCAGGCUUUGGCUGGUGGCCAAUAAAGGCUUACAGGCCUUGCCCUGCAUUUUUAGCAUCUGGUGGUAGGUAUAGGCGACGCGGGCAAAGCAUGGAUGAGGUUGCCUCUGGUGGCAGCACGACAAGGCAAAGGUCCAAGGAAAUUUGAGAGGUAGCAUUGUAUGACAAAGAAUGAUAAAGACAAGUCAAGCCACUUAACAUGUGGGAGGGAGAAAUAUGUGCAGCUAUAGGUCAUGGUCUUGAUCUCUACUCAUUGCCGUUGGAGGGGUAAAGGAAGAAUGAAUGAAAGAAUGAGAAGAUAAAUGAUUAAUCUCUUUUUUAUUACAUCCCAACAUAUCUAGUAUUUGAAUGAGAUUCGGUGGGUCUGUGCUACAAAACCUACAGUUCAUCUAAUAUUCUGUAAAUGGUUUUUGAAUGGUGGACAUUUCAAUCAAUGAGCUAUAUUCCAAGCAAA
Alnus glutinosa is the source of this 865-nucleotide messenger RNA. RefSeq lists its product as uncharacterized. Lineage: Eukaryota; Viridiplantae; Streptophyta; Magnoliopsida; Fagales; Betulaceae. The coding region runs from base 101 to 559 and encodes 152 amino acids. The transcript is spliced from 3 exons. Gene Ontology annotation, cellular component: chloroplast. The record is from RefSeq and is a predicted model, not a curated record.